AUGCCAGCGGCGCCCGCGAAGACGGGGGGCCACGCGCCUCUCUUCGGCCGCCUCCUCGCCCUCGCCGCCGCCGGCGCCGCCGGCGCGAGCGCGACUGCCGGAGUCCCCAGAGCCGUCCUCGACGGGGGCGCGGGGACGAACGCGAGCCUCCGUGUCCCCGAGGAUCGGGACGCACGGUGCCUGCUGUGGCAGGGCGGCGAGCUCGGCUGCGGCGCGGUCCGGGACAGGGACGUCUGCCUGAGGACAGGAGGCGCAGACGGCCGGCCGUGGAUGCAGUGGCGGGGGCACCGCAUCUACGGGCAGCCCUGCGCGUGGUGCGGCGGCGAGAACUGCACGGCCAGCACGGGCGAGCUCUGCAUGCCCGCGGACUGGGUGAGGGGCCGGCCUCGGAUCGAAGUGGCCGGCUGCGGCCUGGCGCCCCGCGCCCGCGCGAGAGCGUCCGCGGAACGGCACGGCGGCGGCCUGCUUGCGGCUCCGCCUGCCGGACCAGCGGCGUACGGGCUCGUGCAGUUCGAGGGCCCUGGCCGCUCCGGCUUCGCUUGCGGCGCCGAGGGCGCCGCGGCAUCCGCGAAGGUUCUCCGUAAUCACCUUCUGCUCCCCUUGAGCGCCUCUGUUCCUUGA
Molecule: messenger RNA, 621 nt
Organism: Prorocentrum cordatum
Lineage: Eukaryota; Dinophyceae; Prorocentrales; Prorocentraceae
Source: the annotation of a GenBank genome assembly